Molecule: messenger RNA, 1329 nt
Organism: Peronospora matthiolae
Lineage: Eukaryota; Oomycota; Peronosporomycetes; Peronosporales; Peronosporaceae
Source: the annotation of a GenBank genome assembly
AUGGACGCCUCCUCCCUCCGCAUCUCCAAGUUCGAUGGAACUAACUUCCACGCCUGGAAGUUCAAGAUGCAGAUGGUGCUGGAGGAACGGGACCUAUGGGAGGUCGUCAGCGGUGAGAUCAAGGCGGAACAGUGCGAGACUCAGUUGGACCAAGCGACGUACAAGAGGAAGUCAAGAAAGGCGAUGGCAGUGAUCUGUCUAGCCAUGGAAGAUUCCCAGCUACCGUUGGUCCGGUCGGCAAGUGGUGCAUGCGACGCAUGGUCAAGGUUGGAAGACCACUUCGAGAAGAAGAGUCUUGCCAACAAGCUGUUCUUGCGCCGUCGCUUCUUCACGACAAUGAUGGAAGAAGGCGACGAUGUGCUCGAACACAUCAACAAGCUCAAGACGCUGGCGGAACAGCUAGAAGCGGUGGGGGCUCCAGUCUGCGAGGACGAUCUGGUGAUCACACUCCUCGGCAGCCUGAGUGACUCGUAUCAAUUCUUGAUCACAGCUUUGGAGUCGCGCUCAGACACUCUUAGCUGGGAGCUCGUGACGUCUCGACUGCUUCAUGAAGAAAUGAAGCGGAAGGAGCAAGGAAGUAAAGGUGAUGAAGCUUCGCAAGGUCAAGCGUUCAUCACAAGGGACAAUCAGCGCAAAGGGCGACCAGUGAAGAAGUCCUGGCCGUGCCACAAUUGCGGAAAGAUUGGUCACUGGAUGGCGGAGUGCCCCUCGCGCAUCCAAGAAAACACGGAGAGACACCGGCCACAGCGUGCUCAAGACAGCGGCGACCGCUAUCGAUCACAACGUGCAAACGUCGCUCAAGAAGAAGACUCGGGCGACUACCUCUUUUCGAUCGGUGAAACGACAUCUGCGAAAUCGAGCGACAUCUGGCUGGUCGACUCCGGGGCGACGCAGCACAUGACGUGCUCCAAGAAGUUCAUGCGGAACUACAAGGGGUUUGACGCUGUGGAUGUCCAUCUCGCGGAUGAUGGAAUCGUCCAAGCAAUCGGCAGUGGGGACAUUGUCAUGUCGAUGAAGACACCCCAAGGGAUGAAGAAAGGUGUGCUCACAAACGUGUGGCACAUCCCAAAGUUAUCCAGAAACCUGUUCUCGGUCGGCCGCUUCACCAAGGAUGUCGGCCCAGUGACGUUCACGAAGGAUGGGUGCUAUGGAGAAGCGAAAGGGACCAAGUGGAAAAUUGGUGCCCGUGAAGGUAAAGGACUGUUCAAGCUGCAAAUUGUUGAAAAGACAGCAGCUGUGAAGAAGACACCUCGUCAAGCUGCGUCAAGUGUUGAAGCAAGUGGAAGACCAAGCUUCGCUAUACCGGUGGGUACCGGUAUGUACCAGUAA